AUGUCUUCGGCCCGCUUUGCCUUGCUCUCGCUUUUUUCUGCCCUCCUCCUACGGACCGCCCUCGGUGCCGACCCUGUCUUCCAAUUCUGCUCCACCUCCAGGAACUUCACCGUGAACAGCCCGUACGAAUCGAACCUCAACAAGCUCACCAGCUUCCUCUACACCAAGACCCCUUCCUCGGGCUUUGGCCUCGGCUCCAUCAGCCAUGUCUACGGCCUUGUGCUGUGCCGGGGCGACACAUCGCCCUUGGAAUGCAAGGCCUGCAUGGCUGAUGCGGGCGCCGAGAUCCGCCGCCGCCGCCCUCUCAACAAGGGUGCGGUAAUCUGGUAUGACAAGUGCAUGUUCAAGUACCUCGAUGCCAACUUUUUCGGCCAGAUCGACAACGCCAACAGGUUCGCCUCAUUUAACGUGAACAAUGUGAGUAACCCCGCGGUUUUCAACCGUGCGGUAAAGGGGCUGCUGACCGGGCUGGUUGAGGAGGCUUACACUAUGCCGAAGCUGUACGCGACCGGAGAGGCGGGACUGGCAGGUAAGAUGAAGCUGUACGGAUUGGUCCAGUGUACGAGGGAUCUGUCAGCGACUCAGUGCAAGCAGUGUCUGGAGAGCGCGAUCAGCGCGCUUCCGAUCUGUUGCGACGGGAAGGAAGGUGGGCGAGUGAUCGGCGGGAGCUGCAGCUUUAGAUACGAGAUUUACCCUUUUGUCAAUGUUUAAGAGUCUUGGCUCAAGGACCUAAGUGGGGUUUGAUUAUUCCCCAGCUAUGGUGUUCCUGGCGUA
Molecule: messenger RNA, 774 nt
Organism: Rhodamnia argentea
Lineage: Eukaryota; Viridiplantae; Streptophyta; Magnoliopsida; Myrtales; Myrtaceae
Product: cysteine-rich repeat secretory protein 38-like
Exons: 1
Coding region: 1-711 (236 amino acids)
Source: RefSeq, a predicted model, not a curated record